CGAUGUCGCCCGCCUUGUCGCGUGAUGCGCUGAAGGCCAAACUCCGCGCCAGGACCAAGACGGCCAAGGGGCUUCAGAGGAGUCGGAACCGCAUGUUUGAUCGCGCCACCCGCAAGACUGGCACGAUCUUAGACCUCAAGGCGGAGAACCGCAACCUCAAGACCCAGCUCAAAGAUACUCUCAAGCUCAUGCGCUCCCUCAUUCAGGCGAACGCCAAGCUCAAGGCAGCAGCCGACAAGCAGGCAGCCACGGUGACUGAGUUGAAGAAGGGGAAGGCUGCCGCGGAGUCGAAAGUGAAGAAGCUGCUCACGCCGAAGGCGAAGGGCAAUGGCACCAACCCCGAGGGGCCCGCCACCGUGAAGGGGCACGGCAAGUGGGCGCAGCCGCAGGACACGCAGCGCGCCAAGACAGCUCCGGUGGCGGCUAGGGACCCGCACGAGCUCCGCCGCAUGAUUGCCCACAUCAGUUCGCCUACCCUUGCCUAAGUACAGCAUCGUCCGCGAGCAGCGCUCGCUGAUCGAGGCGGAUUCGGAUGGCACUGUGCACUCCGUCGGGAUCAAUGUGGGCAAGCGCCGUGGCGAGUUCCUGAGAUACCCGUAGCUUAAGAGUUCGAGCUCUCGGCUUUAGGACAUAGGAGUUGCUGGGG
Prorocentrum cordatum is the source of this 646-nucleotide messenger RNA. Lineage: Eukaryota; Dinophyceae; Prorocentrales; Prorocentraceae. The record is from the annotation of a GenBank genome assembly.